UGCUAACUAGAAGAAUGGGCGGCAAAUCCCAUGAUACAACCUAACUGAUUUUUCUUAUAUCAUUCUCACUAUGAUGUAAACAUACCAGAGUCUAUCUAAUAUAUAGAUCUUGAUAACUAACUAUUCUACUAGACUUAACUCUAAAAAUAGUAUCUACAAGCAAUGUCUGGUGAUGCCGAAGAUGCUUUAAUCAAAGAAUCACUAAUCAAGCAUGAUGAUGAUUCUGAUCACUCUUCUGGAUCUCAAUCUUGGGUAACUGAAGAAGAGUCUACAUGUAGUUCUGAAUUUGACUCCGAGCCUGAGGAUGGGUUGCCAGAAAACCAAGGAGCUGAACAAAUGGAACAAAAUGAAAUCAUUGAGAAUGAAAACUUUAAAUCUUACCUUGAUCUCGAUGAUGCUGAGGAAGUCACUGUUCCAAAGUUCCAGCCCAAUGGCAUACCAGGAUUAGUCUUAAUGGACAGGGAAAAGUUCUUAACACCUGGAGCCUUCUUUAAACUUUUCUUUCCUCCGGAUCUAAUUCAGAAAAUAUGUGAUUACACCAAUGAGCAUGUCAGUGCUAUUCAAGCCCCAAUACCCAAGGUAGCUGUUGGUUGGACUCCCAUGACUCCUGAUGAAAUGUAUUCCUUUUUAGCAUUAAUCCUAUACUGCAGUAAUGUAACACUGGCUGAUAUAGAGCUAUAUUGGUUAAAGAAAGAGGAGGAUCCUCGAGGAGUUUUUUCACAUAUAUGGGCCAGCAGAAUAAUGUCACAGGAAAGAUAUGUACAAAUCCAGAGCUUCUUAAAAGUUGAGAUCACCGAGCCUGAACCAAGACAAGACAAGAGUAAAUUGAGAAACGUUAAAAUACUGGCUGAGCAGAUUCGACAAGCUUGCAUGAAGUAUUGGGUGCCUAAUGAAUACAUUCGAAUAGAGAAAAGGGUGGUCGAAGACUCAAUUUUUGAUACUAAACACGCAGUGAGGUUGUGGCACCUGCAAGACGCAGUGUCUGGAUAUUUUUGGAACUUUGAUUUCUUUUUAGGGAAGAAGAAGGACAGCGAAAUGGCUGAUUGGUGGCGAGAGACGGUGAUGAAACUUUGUUCACCUCUUUAUGGGCAGGGCUACAAGCUGUUUGUUGAUAAUUCACUAAAUUCUAUUCAGUUGUUUAAAGAUCUUUUUGAAAAUGGAAUAGGGGCUUGUGGGACAAUCUCAAAUCACCAAGUGGGAUUUCCAGACUGCUUGAAAAAUAUAAGAGAGUUCCAACAAAGGUCUGAGAGAGGCUCAAUGAGAUGGGUAAGGAGAGGUAAUCUUGCGUUUGUUCAGUGGAAGGAUACUGAAGUCACAAUGUUCAUUCAGUGGAAGGAUACUCAAGUCACAAGCUUGAUAACCACAAUGCACAAACCAGCCAAUGAGGAAACAGUGUGCACUAGGCAAGUUAACGUAGAUGGCCAGCAAGAAAAAGUGGAACUGAGGCAGCCUGUGGCUGUUAAAGAUUUCCUCCAAUACUUUGGUGAUAAAGAUAGAUCAGAGGAUGUGAUUGAAAAGAUCACUCACCUAAUGAGAAAAAUGAAGUUUUGGAAAACAGUAUUAUACCAUUUGAUUGAAGUGGCCAGAUCUAAUUCAUUUGUCAUGUUUCAACUUUUUCGUAGUUUGGAGGAGAAUAAAAAUGUGGACAAAUUAGCACGAUCCAGAGAUUAUAAAGAGAUAGACUUUACCAUUGAAUUAGUUCAAGAAUUGGCUCAAAUUAAAGUGUAAGAAACUGUACAUUUGCUGAUAAUUUACUUGUUGGAAUGAUCAUGAUACACUAUCAACAAACAUUUGUAUUGAAAGGUUGUUAAAACUAUGUCAUUAAGCUACUUUCAAAGCUCCACAAAUGUUACACAGAUUGUUCUUUAUUAAAAUGUUAAAAAAAAAAUUAAAUUUCUUUUCGUAUUGCUGAAUGGUUUUAAAAUGUGAAAAACAUUUUUUAAGAGAAUAAAAAUUAAUAAAUU
Molecule: messenger RNA, 1964 nt
Organism: Biomphalaria glabrata
Lineage: Eukaryota; Metazoa; Mollusca; Gastropoda; Planorbidae
Exons: 4
Coding region: 163-1728 (521 amino acids)
Source: RefSeq, a predicted model, not a curated record